Epithele typhae is the source of this 693-nucleotide messenger RNA. RefSeq lists its product as uncharacterized. The record is from RefSeq and is a predicted model, not a curated record. The transcript has 3 exons. Bases 1 to 693 code for a protein of 230 amino acids. Lineage: Eukaryota; Fungi; Basidiomycota; Agaricomycetes; Polyporales; Epitheliaceae.
AUGUCUUCCGCGGCAGCUGCUUUGACCCUCAAGCAGAACGACAACUUCGAAGAUCCCCAACGACCGUCGCUCGGUCUGAGCGGGGCGGACAAGAGGGAUUCUGACGCUUACGUAGUGCUCAUCGCAGGACAAUACGGUGCGGACUUAUACCCGAUGCCGAUUUCGAUUCUCAUCAGUGCACCGGUACAGCUUGUGCCAAGCCCUCCUGUCAACGUCAACGUGAACAUGUAUCAAGUCAACAACUUUGUUGUCAAUCACUACCUUGGCCCACCAGAACACAGUGGCUCGGAGUUCAUUGCCCAGGGGUCGCGAAGGGGUCGGACCCCUACCGUCUCCUGUCCCUCCCACCCGCCGUCGGAUCUCGCGUAUCAGCAAGGAAAUACCUCUUACUGCCCUAACCACCCGAACAUGUGUCGUGGCUGCCCCUUCCACCCGCCCGGUACCGCCCAGUUCUCGCGCUUGGGGGAGACUCCACCCCGCCCUCCAGUUGCUCUCCCUCCUGCCCAUCCUGGGCAGGGGCAGAUGUGGACUCCACCGUCAAUCCGUGACCAAGAUUGGUCGCUGAGGUCUUGGGAACAGAGGCCAGAUGAGGACCCUUGCAGGCCUGUGAUUCCGGAGUAUCACUACACGUCUGUCUUCCCGAGCUACGCCGCUCCCAGCUUCCGGCGCGCGCGAAGUAGAGGGCGCGCGUAG